Messenger RNA from Cynoglossus semilaevis (tongue sole), 1758 nucleotides. It is a transcript of the gene kcnj11, whose product is annotated as potassium inwardly rectifying channel subfamily J member 11. Gene Ontology annotation, cellular component: plasma membrane. NCBI's taxonomy places the organism in Eukaryota, Metazoa, Chordata, Actinopteri, Pleuronectiformes, Cynoglossidae. Bases 1 to 1158 code for a protein of 385 amino acids. Gene Ontology annotation, biological process: regulation of monoatomic ion transmembrane transport; potassium ion import across plasma membrane. Gene Ontology annotation, molecular function: ATP-activated inward rectifier potassium channel activity. The record is from RefSeq and is a predicted model, not a curated record. The transcript has a single exon.
AUGUUGUCCAGGAAAGGACUCAUUCCUGAUGAUUACUUACUGACCCGUUUGGCUGAAGAUGUCCAGCAACCAAAGUUUAAGGCGAAAUCCGGGAAGGCCCGAUUCAUCGCCAAGAACGGCGCCUGUAACGUAGCGCACACUAACAUCAGGGAGCAGGGCCGGUUCUUACAGGACGUCUUCACCACUCUGGUGGAUCUGAAAUGGCUCCACACCCUGAUCAUAUUUACCAUGUCCUUCCUCUGCAGCUGGCUUCUUUUUGGGAUGAUCUGGUGGCUCGUCGCCUUCGCGCACGGCGAUCUGGACCAAAGAGGAGACGACUUUGUGCCGUGCGUAACGGACAUUCACUCCUUCUCCUCCGCUUUUCUCUUCUCCAUUGAGGUGCAGGUGACCAUCGGCUUUGGGGGCCGAAUGAUCACGGAGGAGUGCGUCUCCGCCAUCAUCAUCCUUAUCAUGCAGAACAUCGUCGGGCUGGUCAUCAACGCCAUCAUGCUGGGCUGCAUCUUCAUGAAAACUGCGCAGGCUCACCGGCGCGCAGAGACGCUCAUUUUCAGUAAGCACGCCGUGAUCUCCGUCCGCAACAACAAACUCUGCUUCAUGGUCCGCAUCGGUGACCUGAGGAAAAGCAUGAUUAUCAGCGCCACCGUGCGGAUGCAAGUAGUCAGGAAAACCACCAGCAAGGAAGGAGAAGUGGUUCCUCUGGACCAGAUAGACAUCCACAUGGACAACCCUGUGGGGACCAACGGCAUUUUCCUGGUGUCCCCCCUCAUCAUCAGCCACAUCAUCGACAAGGACAGCCCUCUGUAUGAGCUGUCCGCCGCUGACCUGCUGCACAACGACCUGGAGGUGAUCGUGGUUCUGGAGGGGGUGGUGGAGACCACGGGUAUCACCACGCAGGCCAGAACCUCGUACGUAUCGGAGGAGAUCCUGUGGGGACAGCGUUUCGUGCCCACCGUGUCCGAGGAGGACGGCAAGUACGCAGUGGACUACUCCAAGUUCGGAGUAGUCAUGAAAGUCCCGACUCCGAGCUGCAGCGCCAAAGAACUGGACCAAGCCGGAGGGAUCGCUCAUUUAAAGCUGAGCGAGGGCGUCACCUUGCGGCCGUCUGUGAGAAAGCGGCGGCAAACUGUGAUCCGCAGGUCAAAGCCGGUGGACAGCUGACAGACUGUGUGAACAGAUGAGAACCUGGUCAGCAUUUUUUUAUCCGAAUAAAUUAAAUCUUGAGAUUAAUAUUUAAUACGAUCGUGUUCAUAUUAUAAAAAAGUGAUAUAUACAUAAUUUUACACAGGGUGAGUUUGAUGCACAGUUAGAAUUAUGCACUGAGCCUGUAAAAAUGUGACUUACCGUAACUCUGCCUUACACUCGAACAUUUUGACCAGUUGGAUCAGAAGAUAUUCAAUCCUGCAAAACAAACAAACAAACAAAAAACACCAAACAAAGCAGUGCAUCGUACAACCUGUGCCAAUAUCCGCAUGUGGACAUAUGGUUUUAAAUGGAGCCCUUUUCUCAGGAUGGCUGUUUCACUAACAAUAAGGACCUUUCUUUUCUAUCUUUGUUUACCACACUUGACUGCAUGUUCAUAGUCACAACAAAAGAUCAUUUUCAUGCCUGAACUGUCACCUUUUUUCCCUCCUUGAGGGGCUGCUUGUGUCCAUUUUAAACAGUGACUGUUAGUUCUAGAAUCAAAGUUUAAGCAUUCUUUGUAGUGCCCUAACUCAACGGCAGUUCUCCCUAAAGGGGGCGCUAUAGAGCUAAUAGUCC